Panicum hallii is the source of this 2304-nucleotide messenger RNA. Its product is annotated as heat shock 70 kDa protein, mitochondrial. Gene Ontology annotation, cellular component: cytoplasm; mitochondrion. The transcript is spliced from 6 exons. Gene Ontology annotation, biological process: protein refolding; cellular response to unfolded protein. Gene Ontology annotation, molecular function: ATP-dependent protein folding chaperone; ATP hydrolysis activity; misfolded protein binding. NCBI's taxonomy places the organism in Eukaryota, Viridiplantae, Streptophyta, Magnoliopsida, Poales, Poaceae. The record is from RefSeq and is a predicted model, not a curated record. Bases 71 to 2104 code for a protein of 677 amino acids.
AAAAAAUAAAGGAAAGGAAAGAAACUCAACCGAAACCCUACUCGCCUCCGCCGGGGACGAUCAGCGAUCCAUGGCGGCAUCCUUGCUCCGCCGCGCCGCGCGCCAGCGGGAGCUCGCGUCCCCUCUUGGAUCCCUGAAGGCCACCUUACAGUCAUCGUGUGCUGCCAAUCUGUGCUCAAAAUGGGGUAGUUUCGCAAGACCUUUCAGUGCAAAAGCAGCUGGAAAUGACAUUAUUGGAAUUGAUUUGGGAACUACUAACUCAUGUGUCUCUGUUAUGGAGGGAAAGAACCCAAAGGUCAUCGAGAAUGCUGAAGGGACAAGAACAACACCGUCUGUUGUUGCUUUUAAUCAAAAGGGUGAACGCCUUGUUGGGACUCCAGCCAAGCGCCAGGCAGUAACAAAUCCCCAGAAUACUUUCUUUGGAACAAAGCGGCUGAUUGGGCGCCGCUUUGAUGAUCCACAGACACAGAAAGAGAUGAAGAUGGUGCCAUACAAAAUCGUCAAGGCUCCAAAUGGUGAUGCCUGGGUUGAAACAACAGAUGGCAAACAGUACUCACCAAGCCAGGUCGGUGCAUUUGUGUUGACCAAGAUGAAGGAGACAGCAGAAUCUUACCUCGGGAAAUCUGUCUCGAAGGCAGUGAUCACUGUUCCAGCAUACUUCAAUGAUGCUCAGCGUCAGGCCACAAAAGAUGCAGGCCGAAUCGCUGGCCUUGAGGUUGAAAGGAUCAUCAAUGAGCCGACAGCAGCCGCUCUUUCCUAUGGAAUGAACAACAAGGAGGGUUUGAUAGCAGUCUUUGAUCUUGGAGGAGGAACUUUUGAUAUCUCUAUUCUGGAGAUCUCAAAUGGAGUUUUUGAGGUCAAAGCAACAAACGGUGAUACUUUCUUGGGUGGUGAAGAUUUUGAUAAUACACUUUUGGAAUUCUUGGUGAGUGAGUUCAAGCGAACUGAGGGCAUUGAUCUGUCAAAGGAUAGAUUGGCUUUGCAGAGGCUUCGUGAAGCUGCUGAGAAGGCAAAGGUUGAAUUGUCAUCAACUACUCAGACUGAAAUGAAUCUGCCGUUCAUAACAGCUGAUGCAUCAGGAGCAAAGCAUUUGAAUAUCACACUGACAAGGUCAAAGUUUGAGGCUCUUGUGCACCAACUGAUUGAGAGGACUAGAGAUCCAUGCAAGAAUUGCUUGAAGGAUGCUGGAAUAUCUACUAAAAAUGUGGAUGAGGUGCUCCUUGUUGGUGGAAUGUCUAGGGUUCCAAAAGUACAGGAGGUGGUCUCUGAAAUUUUUGGAAAGAGCCCAAGCAAAGGAGUUAACCCAGAUGAAGCUGUGGCCAUGGGCGCUGCCAUUCAGGGUGGCAUUCUCCGUGGAGAUGUUAAGGAGCUUCUUCUCCUUGAUGUUACUCCCCUAUCACUUGGUCUCGAGACCCUUGGUGGUAUCUUCACCAGAUUGAUCAAUAGGAACACUACAAUUCCGACGAAGAAAAGUCAGGUGUUCUCAACUGCUGCUGACAAUCAGACCCAAGUAGGUAUCCGUGUGUUGCAAGGUGAGCGUGAAAUGGCUGCAGACAACAAGCUUCUUGGUGAAUUUGAUCUCGUUGGCAUUCCACCCGCCCCAAGAGGCAUGCCUCAGAUUGAGGUCACAUUUGACAUUGAUGCCAAUGGAAUUGUGACCGUCUCUGCAAAAGAUAAGGCCACCGGAAAGGAGACAAACAUCACCAUUCGAUCCUCCGGUGGGCUAUCUGAGGCUGAGAUCCAGAAGAUGGUCCAUGAAGCUGAGCUGCAUGCCCAGAAGGAUCAGGAGCGUAAAGCGCUCAUCGACAUCAGGAACAAUGCUGAUACGACUAUCUACAGCAUCGAGAAGAGCUUGGGAGAGUACAGGGACAAGAUCCCUGCAGAGGUCGCGUCUGAGAUCGAGGCGGCCAUUGCUGACCUCCGCAAGGAGAUGGCCUCAGACAACAUUGAACAGAUAAAGGCCAAGCUCGACGCCGCGAACAAGGCCGUCUCGAAGAUUGGGCAGCACAUGUCUGGUGGUGGUUCAGGUGGUUCGCAGUCAGGAGGAUCUCAGGAUGGUGGUGACCAGUCUCCAGAGGCUGAGUACGAGGAGGUCAAGAAGUGAGGCAGCGGAAGAUGAAUCAGUAGACACCAUUUAGAAGUAGCUAGUCUUUUUUAGAACACAAGAUAAUAGGAUGAGACGUAACCUCUGCAGGUCGCAACAACAUUCUCUAGUAGGUCAUGGCUUUUGUUGCAUACGGCGCCUUGUUUUGGCCUUUGAUGCCCUCAAGCAGGCACGAAGCGAUGAGAUUUCACACUUGUUUU